GGAGGUCACCCCUCCAUUGAGCCUGGCCGUCUGGCAUAGCUACUGGAAUCCCAGCAUGCCGGCGAACGGGUGAGAACGCACACGGACGCGCUAGUUAAGUGACACCGUGACAUUCAGAGUUGCAAUCGACAGAUAAACAUACAUGCAGACAAACAUUCAUAGAGACAUUCCAACAGACAAAAGACAGAUUAUUUUUAAACAAACAAACAUUAUCAUGGACACUGCCGUAAAACGAAAGAACGCAUAAUUUGAAUAUCAUAUGUCAGUUAAGGAUCAUUUGUAAACAGUAGAAUUGUAUUAUAUUAUAGAAGGCAGUGUUAAUGGCAAGGCGAUGAGUUGUCUUGAUUUGUACUCGUACACUGUUUCCAGCACAUGCCCAUUCUUUGUUUGACAAAGAGACAGACAGAUGCUACACAAUGCUAUUGCUUCAUCUCAUACAAUGCUUCUGAUAAUCCAAUAACUGGAAUAUACAGAAAUCCUCAUAUUGAUGACCGGCAUACUUAUCUGUGGGAGAUGUGGCGUCCACACAAUCUCCUAUUAUAUGUGGUCCAAUUCUUCCUAUUAUCCGUCAUUUCCCCCCAUAAAUCAUUGGAGUAUAAUAGCAGAUAAUAGGAUCUGCAAUAUUGAUCUCCCAGCGCUGAACCCCCAAUGCUUGUUGUUAUGUUCCUUGUUGAGCGUCGCAUCACGGCUGCCCCUGGUCUCAAUCCACCACAGGUACGACAUCGCCAUGUUCAAGAUUGCAUCGCCCGUGGCUCUCUCCAGCAAGGUGCGCCUCGCCUGCCUGCCCAGCGCCAACCAGAUCCUGCCCAACAACUACCCGUGCUACGCCACGGGCUGGGGAUCCCUCGACACCAGCGGCCCCUUCCCCAGCGCCCUGCAGCAGGCCAGCCUGCCCGUGGUCGACUACGCGACGUGCAGCCAACCCAGCUGGUGGGGGAGCAGCCUGAGGAGCAGCGUGAUCUGCGCGGGGGGCAGCACCCGCUCUGCGUGCUAUGGUGAUGGAGGUGGCCCACUGAAUUGCCAGCGGUGGGACAAUGCCUGGGUGGUGCAGGGAAUCGCCAGCUACGUCUCAUCUCUGGGCUGCAAUACGAUCCGCAAGCCCACCGUGUUCACCCGCGUGUCAGCCUACAACAGCUGGAUCAGCGCUGUGAGUGCCGAGGCUGUCAAUGUCAACAUCAAUAUUGUAGUAAAAUGAUACAGUCAAAAACAUUUUCAAUAGCUCGUCACUAUCAAUAUCAUUAUUGUUAUUGCUCUUCUCAAUGGCAAUAUCAUUGUCAAUGUUUAUAUUGUUGUAAAUAUCAAUGUAGGUGCAUAGUCAGGGAAAGGUUGUAUGGAUGGGGCAUGUGUGGAGGAUUGAAAUGGACAUGUUACCAUGACAAGCAUUGAAAGUGGAACCCAGUGGUCAAAAACCAAAUGGAAAAUUUAACCACAAGAUGAGUCAGGUGUUGACUACAAUAGAAGAAGCGAUGGCUCAGUGUAAUUACCUAUUUAUCUUUAUCGAUGACAAUGCAAAGGUGGCAUGUAGGCUCGGUGUGGCUGGUCUCGGCCAGGUAUAAUUGCUAUCAUGUUCGUUUAUCUGUAGGCACUGACGUUCAAACACCACCCAUUCCCCAUUUCUCCCGCAGGUCAUGAGCGUGUAUCGUGAAGCCCCGAAGCUCGCCGAAGGAGAGCAGAGCGUCAACAGCGGAGUUAAUGCCACAAUUGCCGCAUUCAAGAAGCCACAGGCUUAAAGCAUCACGCUCUUUAUAUCAAUGCUACCACUAACCCGAUCAUUACAGUUCCUUGCUAUGGGUAUGGCCUGUUUAAUGUGGAACUGGGCCUGUGAGCAUAGGAUGGGUGGUUCUAUUCAGUGAAUUUGUGUGGUCAUGCCAGACAUGUUAUUAGUGGUAAUGACACUGUCACAAUAUGGCAUUUAGAUCAGAUGAUGAACAGUUCUCUAUUUUGACAACAAAACAUUUAUUUGGAAUACCAACAUGUAUAUUGUACAUCCAGUACUGAAAAUACAAUUUGAAAACAUCUUUAAAAUUGAAGUUCCAUCAUAACACGACACUUUGCAUUCCAAGUUAAAAUCCUUUACCUUUGUGGAGACAUUGUUCAAU
Messenger RNA from Petromyzon marinus (sea lamprey), 2099 nucleotides. Lineage: Eukaryota; Metazoa; Chordata; Hyperoartia; Petromyzontiformes; Petromyzontidae. The record is from RefSeq and is a predicted model, not a curated record.